Melampsora larici-populina 98AG31 is the source of this 519-nucleotide messenger RNA. RefSeq lists its product as uncharacterized. The coding region runs from base 1 to 519 and encodes 172 amino acids. The transcript has a single exon. Lineage: Eukaryota; Fungi; Basidiomycota; Pucciniomycetes; Pucciniales; Melampsoraceae. The record is from RefSeq and is a predicted model, not a curated record.
AUGGAAAACUUCAUUGCAACACUCAGAGACGAUUACAAUUUCCCCGGCUUCGCUGACGCUAUGGAGGUCCAUCGCAAAAAUGUUUACAGAAUCUUCAGAGAACAGAGGUCUUGGGUGAUAGCCUUCAAAUACGAUCUAACAAUUUGGAAAGCCGUCUUUGCUGUUAGGAACCCAGACAAACACGUUCCAAAUCCGUCACUUGAACCAGUAGGACUGGUAAACGAGAUCUUCUACAACGCGAGAGCUCAGGAAGACCUCAACACAGACGACAACCCAUACCGAAAAGGUGGUCCGAAGAAUGGUAGAAAUCCUUACUCAGACAUAUUGACCGACCCCCCUACCACUCUCACAUUCACAAGACCAGUGACUGGCCCUACGCGACACUAUAUCGAGAGGAAAGAUAAAACUCAAGUAAAGAACAAUGGACCGUAUGGUAAUUACAAGGGUAAAAACUUCAACCCCAAUCAUCAAAAACCCUCCACAGACAAUAAGGGUAAGGGGAAAGAAAAAGAAACGUAG